GCAGCGAGACAGGAAAUAAAGCAGCAGUGAAUUACAGGCGACUGCUGUGCAAACCCUGGGUUUAAAAUUAGCUCUGAAAAGCACAGGAGACUAUUAUGGAGGCCAUGGGUGGCCUUGUGGCGGGUGAGUUUUGGCUCUUCUCUGCACCAUGCCAGGCUAGCAGAGCGCAGCACGUCACCAUGAAGCGCCUGGAGACCCCGUGUCCCUAAACGCACGUCGCUGACACGUGGGGAGGACGGCGCGGCCGCCCCGUGGAGGAUGAAGCUCCUGCGGCGCCGCUACAGCCCGCUGAAGGUGGCUCUGGUGGGCGCCAUCUUCGUCCUCUUCCUCUUCAUCCUGCAGAGGGACGUCGGGGACAGAGACCCGAGCGAGGAGCCCUGGCUGAAAAACAUCGUCCACGGGAAGGACCAGGUCAUCGACCUGAUGCUGGGGGCGGUCAACAACAUUCGGGACUCGAUGCCCAAGCUGCAGAUCGGGGCUCCGGUGCAGCCGGAGGAGCCGCCCCGCAGCGCCCGCUCCUGCCUGCCCGGCUUCUACACGGCAGCGGAGCUGCGCCCGCUGAUGGAGCGGCCCCCCCAGGACCCCAACAGCCCGGGAGCUGAUGGCAAAGCCUUCAAGAAGGACCAGUGGACGCCGGAGGAGACCAAGGAGAAGGAGCGGGGCUACGAGAAGCAUUGCUUCAACGCCUUCGCCAGCGACCGCAUCUCCCUCCAGCGAGCGCUGGGACCCGACAGCCGCCCACCGGAGUGCAUCGACCAGAAAUUCAAGCGCUGCCCGCCCCUGCCCACCACCAGCGUGGUCAUCGUCUUCCAUAACGAAGCGUGGUCCACGCUGCUGCGCACGGUGUACAGCGUCCUGCACGCCUCCCCGGCCGUGCUGCUGAAGGAGAUCAUCCUGGUGGACGACGCCAGCACGGACGACUACCUGAAGGAUGAGCUGGAGCACUACGUGAAGCAGCUGCAGAUCGUGCGGGUGGUGCGGCAGGAGGAGAGGAAGGGGCUGAUAACGGCCCGGCUGCUGGGGGCCAGCGUGGCCAGCGGGGAGGUGCUGACCUUCCUGGACGCCCACUGCGAGUGCUUCCACGGCUGGCUGGAGCCCCUCCUGUCCCGCAUCGCCGAAGAGCCCACGGCCGUCGUCAGCCCCGACAUCACCACCAUCGACCUCAACACCUUCGAGUUCUCCAAGCCGGUGCAGUACGGCAAGCAGCACAGCCGGGGCAACUUCGACUGGAGCCUGACCUUCGGCUGGGAGGUCAUCCCGCCCCGGGAGAGGCAGAGGAGGAAGGACGAGACCUACCCCAUCAAAUCUCCGACCUUUGCCGGCGGCCUCUUCGCCAUCUCCAGGUCCUAUUUCGAGCACAUCGGCUCCUACGACGAUCAGAUGGAGAUCUGGGGGGGCGAGAACGUGGAAAUGUCCUUCAGGGUCUGGCAGUGCGGGGGCCAGCUGGAGAUCAUCCCCUGCUCCGUCGUGGGCCACGUCUUCCGCUCCAAGAGCCCCCACACCUUCCCCAAGGGCACGCAGGUGAUCUCCAGGAACCAGGUCCGCCUGGCCGAGGUCUGGAUGGACAGCUACAAGGAGAUCUUCUACAGGAGGAACCAGCAGGCUGCGCAGAUGGCCAGAGAGAAGACGUAUGGUGACAUUACAGAACGGCGCAAGCUGAGGGAGCAGCUUCACUGCAAGAACUUCACCUGGUACCUGCAGACCAUCUACCCCGAGAUGUUCGUCCCCGACCUGACUCCCACCUUCUAUGGGGCGAUUAAAAAUGAGGGCACCAAAAGCUGCCUGGAUGUCGGUGAGAACAACCACGGUGGGAAACCGCUCAUCAUGUACCCGUGCCACGGGAUGGGGGGCAACCAGUAUUUUGAGUACACAACGCAGCGGGACCUGCGGCACAACAUCGGCAAGCAGCUGUGCCUGCGGGCCGGCUCGGGGCUGGCCGAGCUGGGCGAGUGCCAGUACCGGGGGAAGCCCACGCGGGUGCCCCCCAACGAGGAGUGGGAGCUGGCGCAGGACCGGCUGAUUAAGAACCCAGCCUCCCGCAUGUGUUUGACGGCACGAGGCAAGCACCCGUCGAUGGUCCCCUGCAACCCCUCGGACCCCCACCAGCUCUGGUCCUUCACCUAGUGGGCGAGUGGAUCGAGCCCCGGCCAGCCCCGACUGCGCUCAGGAAACCAGGAUCCAAAACUUCCCCCUGUUUAUUUUUAUUUUUAUUAUUUUAAUUUAAAAGAAGCAAAAGCCUUAAAUAUGCUGCAUUUCACAUCUGCCUUGAACUCAGUCCUGUGCCUUUUGACCGCUCCCGUUUGCGAAUUUCGGGGGCACGGCAAUAACGCAAGGAGCCUGGAAGGGGGUUGUGGAGGAGCCCAAAGGCGUUUUGGUGCCCAGAUGUGGAAGGAAGGCGCUGGACUCAUGCCAGGGCCCCUGGACUCCUUGGAGAGACUCCGAGCUUCACGUCGGGCAUUCGAGAAGCUGCGUGUGGAAGCCGCUGGGAAGCUCCUGCAGCCAGGAGGAGGGCAAUGACCGACGGCCACGCAACCCAAAAGGGCCGUGGGGUCAAUCCUGCAGCGGGGCUGAACCAGGGGCUCAACCCAGGUGGAGAGGAGCCGGGUGCGUGGUGCCGGGACGCGCCUGUCGGCCGCCAGGAUCCAGCCCUGCCUUGCUGCCAGCACCGGGCAUCCCUGCUCCUGGGAAGGGAGAGGGAUCUCGGGCUGCUCCUCGGGCUGUCUGCGUUAGAUACCAGGCUUGAUUUUGGGGGGGGGAAAGCAUUAGAUGAUUUUUUUUUAAUUAUGAUUUCAUGAUUGUUAUUUCUUGGUGAGGUUCUGCUCGUGCUGAGCAGGAGGAAGGGUCCCUGCCCGGGCUGCUCGCACCCCCAGUGAGGGUCUCAAAGGUGAGGUCUGGCUGGGAGCGAUGCCCCCGGCGCUGCCCGGAGCCCCUCUUGUCCUACGUAGCUGCCAGAACUUUGUCACCAUUCAGUUUACGGGAGAGAAACCCUUCCUGGAAGUAGAGAGGGAGAACUCGUCUUUGGAUACACAACCUGAAAUAAAGAGAUGAUUUAUUUUACAGACA
Messenger RNA from Anas platyrhynchos (mallard), 3063 nucleotides. RefSeq names its product polypeptide N-acetylgalactosaminyltransferase 6 (gene GALNT6). Gene Ontology annotation, molecular function: polypeptide N-acetylgalactosaminyltransferase activity. Gene Ontology annotation, biological process: protein O-linked glycosylation. NCBI's taxonomy places the organism in Eukaryota, Metazoa, Chordata, Aves, Anseriformes, Anatidae. The record is from RefSeq and is a predicted model, not a curated record. Gene Ontology annotation, cellular component: Golgi apparatus.